CCCUCUCCCAAUUUCAUCAUUUCUUAUCUCUGCAACAAAAUGGUGGUUCCAACUCUUACCGGUUUGUUGAAAACCGCCGCCGCCGAUUUCCCUGACCGGAGAGCAUUAUCCGUUUCUGGACAUUUCGAUCUCUCCCACGCCCACCUCCAACGCCUCGUAGAUUCCGCCGCCUCAAAACUCGCCGCCGGCGGUGUCAAACCAGGCGAUGUCGUUGCCCUUGUUUUCCCAAACACCGUGGAGUUUGUGAUUAUGUUUUUGGCCGUGAUUCGAGCACGAGCUACGGCGUCGCCGCUGAACGCCGCGUAUACGGCGGAGGAGUUUGAAUUUUACUUAUCGGACUCCGAUUCGAAACUUUUGGUAACCUCAAUCGAAGGUAACGGCCACGCCGAAACGGCGGCGUCUAAGCUCAAGAUUCAACACGUGACCGCUGCGCUCCCCGAUGCGAGCGCCGAGUUGAUUCUCUCCUUGACUCAGUCUAACUCGAACGGCUCGGUGUCUGACUCAGUUGGCGAAAUCGUCAACGACGGAUCCGACGUGGCGUUGUUCCUCCACACGUCAGGCACCACGAGCCGCCCCAAAGGCGUGCCGUUAACUCAGUUUAAUCUCGCCUCUUCCGUUAACAACAUUAAAUCGGUUUACAAACUCACCGAGUCCGACUCGACCGUCAUAGUCCUCCCUUUGUUCCACGUCCACGGUUUAAUGGCCGGUUUACUCAGCUCCCUCGCCGCCGGAGCCGCCGUAACUUUACCGGCUGCUGGGAGAUUCUCGGCGUCGACGUUCUGGCCGGACAUGGUCCAAUACAACGCCACCUGGUACACCGCCGUCCCUACAAUCCACCAAAUCAUACUAGACCGGCACACGACAAAACCGGAAGCGGUUUACCCGAACAUCCGGUUCAUUAGGAGCUGCAGUGCAUCGUUGGCUCCUGCUAUCUUGAACCGGUUGGAAGAGGCGUUUGGGGCGCCGGUUCUGGAGGCGUACGCGAUGACGGAGGCGUCACAUCUGAUGUCGUCGAACCCGUUGCCAGAAAACGGUCCACACAAGGCCGGGUCAGUAGGAAAACCGGUGGGUCAAGAAAUGACGAUACUGGAUGAAAACGGCGUCGUUCAGGAGGCGAAUAUGAAAGGCGAAGUUUGUUUAAAGGGUCCAAAUGUAACGAACGGUUAUAAAGGCAACCCGGUAGCGAACGAGGAAGCGUUCCGGUACGGGUGGUUCCACACCGGCGAUAUUGGGUUCUUCGAUUCCGAUGGGUACUUGCAUCUCGUCGGUCGGAUCAAGGAGUUGAUCAACCGUGGAGGGGAAAAGAUAUCGCCAAUUGAAGUGGACGCGGUGCUGUUGGCUCAUCCGGACGUGGCUCAGGCUGUCUCAUUUGGAGUUCCGGACCCCAAGUAUGGGGAGGAGAUAAACUGUGCGAUAAUUGGAAGGGAAGGAUCAAAGAUUGGAGAGGAAGAUGUGUUGAGGUUUUGCAGAAACAACUUGGCUGCCUUCAAAGUCCCAAAGAAGGUCUUUUUCACGGAUUCCCUGCCCAAGACUGCUUCCGGCAAAAUACAACGCCGAAUCGUAGCCGCCCAUUUCCUUCACCAAAAUUCCUAAGGACCAAUCUCCACCGCUACUAUUACAGACUUCUCAAUUGUGUGGAUACCACAAUAAUAAUCUUAUUUUCCUCCUGUAUUCUUAAAUUAACCUAUUUUUAAAAUCUCUCUUUUCCUCUUUCUA
Molecule: messenger RNA, 1716 nt
Organism: Cucurbita maxima (winter squash)
Lineage: Eukaryota; Viridiplantae; Streptophyta; Magnoliopsida; Cucurbitales; Cucurbitaceae
Product: oxalate--CoA ligase-like
Exons: 4
Coding region: 40-1593 (517 amino acids)
Biological process (GO): fatty acid metabolic process
Molecular function (GO): medium-chain fatty acid-CoA ligase activity
Source: RefSeq, a predicted model, not a curated record